GCCAGGGAGACGCAGAGGAGUUGCUUUUUCUCCUGGGAAACAUCUUGAAAACUAAGUUCUCAUGGCUUCUUCUGAGGAGCCCUCGAACCAGAAGACAGAGAUGUUACCACCGAGGCCAAAAGAUGAUCCAACGCCAGCCAUCAGAGACAUCCUCGAAAUCGUGGACACUUUGCAUCAGAAGUUUGUCCCUCCAUCCCAAAAGGAUGAAGUUCUAACAAAGUCUAGAAGCAUGGUUGCUAAUCUCACCAACCCCUCACAAGCCCCUGAUCAGAAUGUGAGUCUGAGGACUACAACCAGUCUCCCUGUAACUUCUUCAACCGAGCAGGAUGACACCGAGCGUUAUAUUCCAAAGCUGAGACGUAACCUACGUUUGCUCAAGGAGGACGUGGUGAAGCUGCAAGAUCUUCGCUGUGAAGUUGCAGAUGAGGUCGGGAAACACAUUACUCCACUUGAAAAGCUGCUUAAGAAAGUGGAAAAGGAUUCCUCCAAAUCUGUGUUGACCAAGGGUAUGAAGAAAGAUCUCGAGGAUAUCAACAAGAAGAUCUUUAACUUGAUGUGUCAGGUCCCUUUGUUGCCCAACAAACGCAGAAAGCCUGGUGGGUUAGACGAUGAGGGUGGCGAUGGAGAGAACAAUGGUAAAGGUAUUGAAUGCUUGCCUGGUAUCCAUGCAAAUGAGGAAUAUCUCAAAAGACUGGCGGUUUACAGAGAUGUAGAAAGCAAGUUCAAGAAUCUUAGUGUUGACCGCAAGAUCUGUCUGCUGAGCUUUGCUGUAUUCCCUGAGAAUCAAGAGGUGAACAGAACGAUGCUGAUGUAUUGGUGGAUGGGGGAAGGCAUCCUGGUUGAUGAAGGCAGACCUGAAGACGUUGUGAAGGCCAUUCUUGACGAGUUCGUUGCGGCAAGGUUGAUUGAACCUGUUGAAAAUAAACGCAAAGUGAAGCCAAAUAGCUACAAGAUGACCCCCUUUGUGCAUUCUUCACUGAUUCUCAUCUCAAAGGAGAUCAAACUCUUUGAUAUUUAUCGUAAAGGGGAGAAGCCAACCAUGCACAAAUCAGACCUGAACAAGGUCUGUCUUGUGGAAGGGUCAUCAAGCCAAAAAGAAGCAAAAGCUACAAGAAUGCCAGAUGUGAAUCGCAUCGAAACAGUUUUCAAUGUCUCAGAGAGGUUUCCUGAUUUCGCUUUCAAGUGGUUCUCUGAGGAUCAACCAAAAGCGAAGAAGAAGUUUGGUCCUAUGUCAAAACCUGUGUUUAAGUUGCUCAAAGUGUUUUAUCUAGGUAGAUGGGAGAGAACCGCCACGCGACACAUUGAGGUUGAGAAUCCAGAGCUCAUGAGACACUUGAAGCAUAUGACUAAACUAAGACUUCUGAGUUUUCAAGGAAUCUCAAGAAUCGAAAGGCUUGACGACGCUGUAUGCAAGCUCCGUGAGCUGAUCAUCUUGGACCUUAGAGCUUGCUAUAACUUGGAGAAACUUCCGGAGAAGAUCGAUUCACUCAAGUCUCUGACUUACUUGGACAUUACAGAUUGCUACAUGAUAGAUCGCAUGCCCAAGAGGUUGUCGUGGCUGAAUAACUUGGUGGUUCUCAAGGGCUUUGUUGUGAGUGAUGCUAAUGAUGAGGAGAAGGUCUGCACGUUGGCGGAGUUGGUACACUUGGAGAAGCUGAGGAAGCUAAGCAUUACAAUAAACAAAGGUGAUUUCAGUGUAAAUGAUCUGUUCCUGGCUGUUGAGGAGUUCAAAAGCCUUGAGAAGUUUAAAGUGGCAUGGGGAGGUAUUAAUGAACAUAAGAAAGUGGAAACUACUGGUGGGAUUGUAAAAGAGUUCUUAAGAACGAUGACAAUCAUUCCCAAAGGCCAAGAAGGAAAGCUUCCCAAGGUUUCAAAGCAGAUUCAGCUUCCUAAGAUGCUGAAGAAACUGGACCUGCAGUGUUUUCCUGAUCCGGUUCUUCCACUAUGGCUUAAGCCACAUAAACUUGGUGGUCUGGAAAAACUCUACAUUAAAGGAGGAACUGAACUUACUGGAUUUGGAGAGUUAGUCUCUGCUGAGACAAAUGAGUGCAAAGUCACGGUCUUACGUCUGAAAUUUCUUCCCAGGUUUAAAGUGGAGUGGAGGGAGCUGAGGGAACUUUUUCCAAACCUGGAGUUCUUGGACAAGUAUCAGUCUCCUCAAGUUAGCUUCUGCCCCUGCGAUGGAAUUGGAAUCUGGCGCAAAAAACCUGAAGUCUAAGCAUCUCUAAACUAAGAGUUCUCAGCUGUCCCAAGCCUUCUUCUGAUAUUGUGUAAUGUUCCUUUAGUUCUUAUUGUUGUUGUGUGUAUUUGCUUCUCAUUUCGUAUUUGAUGUAUUCUGUUUUGCUUUCAAGUGUUGUUGUUUGUGAACUGUUGAAUAAAGGAGUUUGGUAUGUUUAGUUUGUUUUUUCUGUGAUGCUUGCUACUCCAAAUAAGCUAUGAAGAGUAUAAAAAUGUAUUAUGAUACACUGAUUCAUUUUGUUUUAUAUUCC
Eruca vesicaria subsp. sativa (arugula) is the source of this 2489-nucleotide messenger RNA. The record is from the annotation of a GenBank genome assembly. Lineage: Eukaryota; Viridiplantae; Streptophyta; Magnoliopsida; Brassicales; Brassicaceae.